Molecule: messenger RNA, 4068 nt
Organism: Durio zibethinus
Lineage: Eukaryota; Viridiplantae; Streptophyta; Magnoliopsida; Malvales; Malvaceae
Source: RefSeq, a predicted model, not a curated record
AUGUUCAAAAUUGAUAUUAUUAAGUUUGUUUAUAGGUGUAUUACGCUAUUUUUUGAGAUAAACGGAACGAUUCAAACCCUGCAAGUUAUCGUGUUAUCUUCCUCCUACUCCAUGUUGACUCCGUCUUCUUCAUCAUCUUCUUCCAUUUAUCCAUUGAAAUACGACAUUUUCUUGAGUUUUAGUGGUAAAGAUACCCGAAUGAGCUUCACGGACCAUCUAUAUGCUGCUUUAAAGCGGUACAAAAUCAACACUUUCAGGGAUGAUAACAACCUUAAAAGAGGCGAGGAGAUCGCACCCGAGCUCUUGAAAGCAAUUGGAGAAUCAUGGGGUUCGAUAAUCGUUUUUUCGGAAGGAUAUGCUUUUUCAAGUUGGUGUUUAGAUGAGCUUGCCGAGAUUGUGAAACAGAGGAAGGAAAGGGGACAGCAAGUUUUUCCAAUUUUCUAUGAUGUUGAAGUCUCCGAUUUAAGACAUCAAAGAGAGAAGGUUCAACAAGCCUUUGCCAUGCAUGAAGAGAGAUAUAAGGAGAACAAAGAUAAGACGCAAAGGUGGCGAGAUGCUUUAUCCCAAGUGGCUAAUAUCAGUGGAUGGACUUCGAAACAUCAGUAUGAAUCAAACUUCAUUGAAGAUAUUGUUAAAGAGAUAUCAGCAAAAUUAGUUGUCAAAAAAACUGGUAAGUUUCAGGAUAGUCUGGUUGUUGACGACCUUGGGAGGAUUGGACAAAAGCUAUCUACAACAACUUUAGUCGGUGAUGCUGCAAAGAUUUGCAUGGAAGAAAUUUGCAAAUAUUUGAUGGAUGAUGGUGUCUCAAAGAUUGGAGUUUGGGGAAUGGGAGGGCUGGGUAAAACGGCUGUCAUGAAGCAUGUCAACAACCAACUUUUAAAGGAGACUGAAAAGUUCAACAUCGUGAUAUGGAUCACUGUAUCAAAGGAGAUGAACAUCUUUAAAAUACAAAACAGCAUUGCAAAAGCAAUGCAAGUAUCCCUUUCUGAAGUUGAAGAUGAAGCAAUAAGAGCAGGGUUCAUAAACGAAAUGUUGUCUCAAAAAGGCAAGUAUGUGUUAAUCUUGGAUGACCUAUGGGACAAACUUUCUCUUGAAGAAGUAGGCAUCCCUGAGCCUUCUGAUGGGAGUAAACUAGUGGUAACAACCCGGUCAUCAGAUGUGUGGCGCUGUUUGGGUUGUCGAGAAGUUCAAAUGCGUACUCUUUCAAAACCAGAUGCAUGGAGCCUAUUCUCGCAAAAAGUAGGUCAAGAUGUUUUGACUGACCCACAUCUCUUGCCCAUUGUGGAAUCCGUUGCUGAAGAAUGCGCUGGUUUGCCCUUGGCUAUUGUUACAAUAGCAAGCAGCAUGAAGGGUGUACGGGACAUUCAUGAGUGGAGGAAUGCACUCAAUGAAUUAAAUAGACAUGUAGAAAGUGUGAGUGGGGUGGAAGGGAAGGUGUUUCAACAGCUUCAGUUCAGCUAUGAUCGUUUACACGAUCAAAAAUUGAAGCAUUGUUUCCUCUGUUGUGCAUUUUAUCCUGAGGAUGAUGAAAUCUUUGCAUUUGAGCUAAUAGAUCUAUGGGUUGCAGAGGGGCUUGUGGAAGAAAUGGAUAGCAGGCAAUUGGAGGUUGACAAGGGGCAUGCCAUAUUGAAUAAACUAAAAAACAGUUGCUUGAUUGAAAACGGUACCAAAUAUCCAGAUACUGUGAAAAUGCAUGACAUUUUGAGGGAUAUGGCAUUACGUAUCACAAGUACAAGACCACGGUUCUUGGUGAGAGCGGGAUUGCGGUUGAAAGAGAUACCAAAGGUGCAAGAAUGGAAAGAAGAUUUGGAGAAGGUAUCUUUGAUGCUGAAUUAUGAAUUACAAAUUCCAUGCCAAAUUUCACCACCAAGGUGUCCAAAGCUCACAACCUUACUGUUGUCCUAUUGCGGUAUAAAGAGUAUUCCAGAGUGUUUCUUUAAGCAAAUGCAUGGACUCAAGAUUCUUGGUCUUUCUGGGAAUCUUAUUAAAAGUUUGCCAAAUUCCAUCUCUAAUUUGGAAAAUCUCACUACAUUGUUGCUUGAUGAGUGUGAAGAUUUAGAGAAGGUGCCGUCUUUUUCAAAACUUCAAUCUUUAAAGAUGUUGGACCUUAGAAAUACAAAAAUCAAGGAUCUCCCUCAUGGGUUGGAAAGGCUGGUAAAUCUCAAAUAUCUUGAUUUGAGUUGUACGAAUAUAACAGAAGUGGCCGAUGGAAUAUUGGCAAAUUUCACAUCACUUCAGCACUUGGCAAUACUGAAUUUUAACGAAGCAGCUGACAGAUUCGAGGGAGGAGAAGAAGUUAACAGAUUCGUGAGAGGAGAGGAAAUAGGUCGAUUAUGGAAGUUGGAAUACUUUGCAGGGGGAUUUUAUGACUUGAAUGAGUGGAACAAUUAUAUCAAAGUUUUGCAUGCUCCAACAGAAGGGCCUCGUCAAUACUACAUUUUCGCCGGUGAAGCACCAUUUUUUAUCUUUCCAUCGGAGUGGAAAAAAGUAAUUCAAUUAAAUAGUCGUAACAUCUGCACAGAUGGUAUUAAGGUCCUAUCUGAUGUUGAGGGCUUGGGAAUUGGGGAGUGCAUUGUCGAUUUGUGUGAAGAAGAGGCAUUUUCCUCGCGGUUUAUCUUACCGCCACAUAAUGUUUUUUCCUCUCUUUCUGAUCUUUACAUAAGUGAUUGUAAAAAUAUAAAGAAGUUGUUCUCGUCCAAUUGGGUCUUGCAGAACCUCCAAAAUUUGAAAUGCUUAUCUGUUGGGCAUUGCGAGGAUAUGGAAGAAAUAAUAGCACCAGAAUCAGAAUCGGAGGAAGAAGUAAUAAGUGCCAUCAAUUUUACUCUUCCCAAAUUAAAGGAAUUGUGCUUGGGAUGGCUACCAAAAUUGAAGAGCAUUUGUAGUGCAAAUGGAGUAAUGGUUUGUGAUUCUAUUGAGGAGAUUACUAUAACACAGUGUCCAAAAUUGAAGAGGCUACCUCUGUAUCUUCCUCUGCAUGGCGAUGGCCAACCAUCUCCCCCUCCUUCUCUUAGAAAGAUUUCAAUUUCUCCAUUGCAGGGGCAAUUGGUUGAGUGGGACCAGCCAAAUGCCGAGUCUUUGUUGAAGCCUUACUUUAAGUGGUGAUAGUUACAUGUUCGUUGAAAUGUCUGACCAUUACAGCGUUCACUGUUACUUAUUCUUUUUCUGUUGAGACAGGAGGAAAUUACUCCUGGCCACAAUGUUUUCCUGGAGAUCUUAGCACGUCAAGGAUUAUUUGGAGGCAGCCGGCAGCAUCUCACACUUUGAUAUUCGGAACUCCCUUGAUGCAUGUUCGUUUCAAGUCUCUAUUUCUAUCCUUCUUGUUGACGUUUUGGAGGUUUCUGAGAAUUUAGGACAUGCUUGCGGCUCCAACCUUUUCGUUAGAAGCAAAACGGAAGCAAGCUGUUGGAUUAAAUGCUGUACAAGUUUACAGCUGCAAGUCCUUCAUUUCAUCAUUUUAUGUUGUACCAGAUGAAAGAUCAUUUGUCACCAUCUUAACGCUGCUGCAAAAUAGAAGGAACUGGUGGCUUCUCACGUUCUCAAUUGUAAACAUUUGCAAUUCUACACUCCCCUAAAUUGCCUGUCAAGCCAUAAUGCCUGAUGAAGACCCUAUUGACCAUUUCUUUGGUUCUUCUGGAAGCAAGACCAAUUCAAGCUCUAGAAUAAAAGGCUUAAGCAUGGUUAUACCAUACCACCUGGAGGAUCACGUUGUUCCAAAAUUUAAAACUGCAGCUAAGAAGACUAAAAAGAAAAUAGCUCACUCUGGGAGUGAAGUAAAGUGGAAUUGUAAAUUUCACUCCACUGCAGAACCCCAGUCUUCUUCUGAAUUUGCUUAUAUCAUCUUCAUCAACUCUAGAGUUGCCUAGGUUUCCUUGUGUAAUAUUUGUUGGCUCUAUACUUUGUGUCUUGUCUGUUUUGUACUUUGUUCUUGUCUGUUAACAGAAACAUGUCAAGAAUUUCUCUUUGUAUUAAUCAUUGAAAAGGUGCCAGAUUCUGUUACCCUUAAUUCCGCUCCAAAGUUGUUGAAUGUAUUUCCUUGUCUCAAAAUUUUUUAAGUAAAGAUAUUUUAUU